AUUUUAGUGAGCCACUCACAUGAGGUCCAGAAUCUAUAUAUUAACCCACUUCCCAUCCCUCCAGCCUCACAAAGACAACUAGUAAUAUUACAGUAGGUUUUUCUUCACCUGAAAGGAGACACACAGAACCGCGACCAUGUCAGAAGCGCCGCCAAAACCAAAGUCAAAGAUCUCUGCAUCUCGCAGACUCUUCUUGAAGACCAAACUGGUGAAGAAGGCCAUGGCUAUGUUGGUGUCUGAAAAGGAGCAGAAGGUGAUUGACAGAGAAACCACACUGAGUGAACGAGUCCCAGCACUCAAGAUAUCUGGGCUGUCUGUGCAGGACCUGCAGAAUCUUUGUAAAGAACUGCACCAGAAAAUUGAUGUUGUUGAUGAAGAGCGGUACGACAUCGCGAUGAAAGUUUCCAAAAGUGACGCAGAGAUUGAAAAUCUGACCAUGAAGAUCAUUGAGCUGAAGGGCAAGAAGCGACCUCAGCUGAAGAGGGUGAGAGUAUCAGCUGAAGCCAUGAUGGGGGCUCUGCUGGGAGCCAAGAUCAAAGAGUCGGUCGACUUCAAGGCCAACCUCAAGACUGUCAAGAAGGAGGAGGAGAAGAAAGAGGAAGUGACUGACUGGCGUAAGAAUGUGGACGCCAUGUCUGGCAUGGAGGGUAGAAAGAAGAUGUUUGCUGCUUCCUAAUAAUAGUCAUGGGUAGAAUGAUGAAAUCAUAUGACUUCUCAGUGUUUAACUUACAUUAUGACAGUCAAGGAACAAAGGUAGUUUGCAUAGUUUUAAUGUAGCUACGGAGUCUCUUGCAUUGUUAUUUGUUUUGUGUGUGUAUGCAAAUCCCAUUUAUAUCAUAUGAUAAUUAUAGUCACUCAAUGGAAAAUGAUGUAUUAUGUGUAUGUAAUAUGUUAUGGAAUGUUUCCAUAACAUAUUUAACAUUCCAUAACAUAUUACAUAAAAAUAAUACAUUAUUUUCCACAUAUUAUGGUAUGUAUAAAUAAAAUGUUGGAUGUUAGAAGUUAUCCAAAUAUGAUUUUGUUACUGACAAUAAAGCACUUGUGUUAUCAUU
This is a messenger RNA of Coregonus clupeaformis (lake whitefish), 1052 nucleotides long. Its product is annotated as troponin I, slow skeletal muscle-like. Gene Ontology annotation, biological process: muscle contraction. Gene Ontology annotation, cellular component: troponin complex. The transcript is spliced from 8 exons. The record is from RefSeq and is a predicted model, not a curated record. Lineage: Eukaryota; Metazoa; Chordata; Actinopteri; Salmoniformes; Salmonidae. Bases 137 to 676 code for a protein of 179 amino acids.